UAAUAGCAAAAUAAAAAAAAGAAAAGCAUUUUAGUCAUCGUCUAGUAGACCAGUCCCUCUAUCACCUAAAAAAAGAUACAAGUCACUCAGACCAGUGUUAAAAAAGUUAUUUUAAAAGACGCACGAACACUUUUGUUCCACUGUAUGCAAAUGAAUACAUUUCAAGUAUAAUCAUCGAGACAUUAUUGCUUCCGUGUAGUAAUCGGAACCCAUGAAGCGAAACUUGCUUAUUGCAAUUGACUCGGACACGCGGAUUAUACACCUUUGAGCUUGAUCCCAUCCCUAGUACUCGGCCUCCGCGACUUUCCACCGAGUCGCUGAUCGAACAAACCGGCGCUUUGGCGAAACGUAAGCGCUUACGAGGAAUCGGCGUGUCCGCGAAGCAAAUGACUCGUUUAGCGUCGGCAGAUAAAUUACCAGGCAUAAUUGACAGAAUGAAAAGUAGGCGACACCUACUGCUACCAAAGUCAUCGAUGACACCAUGUAUGGCCGCGCACGCAGAUGCAGAAACGGCCUUGACGGCUCUCCUAGAAUGCAGCAACCCAACCGACGCGCACCUCGCUUAAUCCCGACCCCCGGCGACGCGUUUCCUUCCUCCUCGCGUUUUCGCAAGACGAGACGCCGCGCCGCGGAAGCGCGAUUUGUCAGUGAUUUCGCGGAACUCCUGGACGACAUCGAAAGACUUCAACGCCACUGUCAUCGAUGGACUCAGUCUUUCGUUCGUUUUCAUGGGACGACGAGCUUGCCGUCGCCGAUCCUCGAACAAUGUUUUAUAGAUUUUACGAUCGCUACCGGCCCUUCAACGAGGCCCACCGCUUCAGGCCGUUCCCGUACCGGUUCUACUGGGAGGAUUUCGACGUUCCCGUGUUGACGGUCGCGGACGUGGAUCCGUGUCUGGCGGAGAAUGGGACGAACCACAGGACAUCCAGAUACGAUUUGAUGGCCCGACAGGACGACGAUGCCAGGCUGGUCGUCAGACGCGGCCAAGAAUUCUACGUGCACCUCAGCCUAUCGAGAGACUACGACCCGAACAUCGACGGUAUCUCGUUGGUGUUCACGGUGGACGGCGUCGAGAAGCCGCAGCUCGGCCACGGAACGCUGGUCCCAACGCCGGUCCUCUAUCCGGGCGACGUUUCCGACGGACCCUGGCGAGCCACCAUCGACGCGAUCUCAACCAAUUUUCUUCGUUUGAAGAUCGUUCCAAAUGCGAACGCCAUCAUAGGGAAAUGGAGGAUGGACAUCGACACCAGGAACAAGAACUUGGACGGAGCUGUGAGCUUCUCGAUGAGGCAUCCGUUCUAUCUCAUCUUCAAUCCGUGGUCCGAAGAGGACGCGGUGUACCUGGAAGGUGAGGAUCGCCGGCAGGAGUACGUGUUGGCCGAGGACGGGCUGAUAUGGCGUGGAAGUUACAAUCGGCUGCGGCCAACGGUGUGGAAGUACUCGCAGUUCGAGCAGCACAUAUUGGACUGCGCGUUGCAUUUGAUGACCAAAGUCGGGAAAGUUCGGAUCUCGGGCCGAAACGAUCCCGUGGUGAUAUCCCGCAAUUUGUCCGCCGCCGUGAACUCCCCGGACGACAACGGGGCGGUGAUGGGCAACUGGUCCGACGAUUUCGGGGGCGGCACGCCGCCGACCAAAUGGCUCGGCUCCCAGAAGAUUCUGCAACAGUACUACAAGACCAAGAAGCCGGUCAAGUACGGACAGUGCUGGGUGUUCGCCGGGGUGCUGGCCACCGUCUGCCGCACCCUCGGAAUCCCUUGCCGCGUGGUCACCAAUUAUGCCAGUGCCCACGACACUCAGAACAGUUUGACCGUCGACUACUUCGUGGACACCGAGGGCAGAGUGAUGGAGGAGCUCAACAGCGACUCGAUAUGGAAUUUCCACGUGUGGAACGAGGUGUGGAUGCAGCGAUUGGAUUUGGCACCGGAUUGCUCCGGUUGGCAGGUGAUAGAUGCAACACCUCAAGAACUCAGCGACGACGAUACGUACCGUUGCGGCCCGGCCUCCGUCGCGGCCGUGAAAAAGGGCGAGGUGCUUCGUCCUUACGACAACGCUUUCCUCUUCGCCGAGGUAAACGCGGACAAAGUGUUCUGGCGGUACAACGGGCCGACGCAGCCCCUGAAGCUGAUUCGGAAGGACGUGGACGGGAUCGGGCAAUUUAUCAGCACGAAGGCUGUCGGACGGUGGGCGAGGGAGGACAUCACUCAUGCCUACAAGUAUCCCGAAAGAUCGGAGGAAGAGCGGGCUAUCAUGCUGAGGGCGCUGCGUCAGAAUCAAUCCUCGUUCAGCCGGUAUUACUUGAACGAGGAGUUUAACGACAUUAUGUUCGAUUUCGAGCUUCGAGACGAUAUCGUGAUCGGACAACCGUUCAGCGUCGUGUUGCUGAUGAAGAAUAGAAGCCAGGACAUCGAGUACCGGGUCUCCGUGAUCCUGAGGGUCGAGACGGUGACGUACAUAGGUCGGACCGGCGACCCGGUCAAGAGGCUGAACGUCGAUCGUCUGGUGAGACCGGGAGCCCUCGAAGAAGUACGUCUGAACGUGACUUGGGAAGAGUACGGUCUUCGAUUGAUGGACCAGUGCGCGUUCAAUAUCGCCUGCCUGGCCACCGUCAAGGACACCAAUUACGAGUACUUCGGCCAGGACGAUUUCCGCGUGAGGAAGCCCGACAUUAAAAUCGUGAUCGAAGACGAGCCGCGGGUCGGCGAAACGUUGCACGCCCGAGCCAAGUUCAGGAAUCCGUUGCCCAUACCGCUGAGGAAGUGCAGGUUCCUGAUCGAAGGUCCCGGGCUGGUCGAGCAGCUGAAGCUGAAGCUGGCGGAGCCGGUGGAAGUCGACGCGGAGGCCGAGUGCUCGUUCUCCAUGGUGCCGAAGUUCGAAGGUCGCGCCACGAUCGCCGCGAAAUUCUAUUCGAGGGAGCUCGAGGACGUGGACGGGUUCAUCAACUUCAUGGUGAAGCCGGCGACCGCGAACGGCGAGUAACGCGGCCCAGCUUCUCCGAAUGUACCAGCGUGCUUCCACAAAGAUCGCCGAGUCUCGUAGUAUUUAUUUCUGUUACUCUGCACGCGGUAAAUUCUCUCCGAUCGUUCCUCGGUUUGUAAACGAAAAUGAACAAUUUGGCGGACUGUCGACGACAAUGAAAAAGCAAACCGCGAGACUAAUCGCAUCCACAGUUCCUAAAAUUCUCCAUUUUCGUUCGCAAGCUGAGGAACAAUUGCGGAGAAUUCACCGUGCUUGGAUAGCGUGCCGACGAGACGGCACUGCGUCGUCGCCGACGUCGACGUCGACGCGUGCAGCGGACGCACGGAGAGCGGCGGAGGCGACGGAACGAAUGGCAUACCGGUUCGGAACAGGCUUCUGCGUUCGGCCGCGAUAAAAAAUUCAAUCGGCAGUGGACUACCUGAGCGGCGCGGAUAGCUCGGACUACCGGCUACACGGUGCACGGUGCACGGAGCACGGUGUGCACGGUGCGAUAUUAACGAGCGGCAGCCGUGGACCGCUCUGCGUCGAACGCGCGAUUAUUCCGAAUGGGAGAAGGACGGCCGCGGAGCGGAUCGAACGGGAGGAGAAGACGGAGACGGCGAUGAUGAGACCCGGCGAGUCGCGACGAUCGUGACGCGAGCCAUGCAUCACCAUCUGGGAAAAUUAAUGGUGAAAUAUGGCGGACGACGAACGGCCGCGAUGCUAGGAGCAGAUCCGAGAGGAGGCUCGAACGAAAACGAGAGCAAACGGUUCGAUGUUUCUCUUGGUAUCGGCCGGAUACCGGCGAUGGCGAGAUGGCGAGAUGGCGAUGGCGACCAUGGUUCUAUAGUCCCGUGGUAUGCGCGCUCUCCGCUCUCGGAAUCACUUACGGACAAGGUAAUAUUUUUGUGGCGGGUCUCUCGUCUCGAUUACGGGGGAACCGAGGGGAAGGGAGCGCAACGAUAAGCUGGUAGCAAGUGAAGACGAAUACGAGGAUCGUAUAAGGAAGAAGAAAAAUGGUAAACGAAAGGUCAGAGCCGAACGACAGGCACGGGAACGGUGGGCGAACGAGCGGAGAAAGAGAGAGAGAGCGCGAGAGGAAGAACGAUACAGAAGAUAGCAGUGAGAUAUGUCUAAAUACAUAACCGUGACACGUGAUGGACGUGUUGCGGCCCCUGUCUACAGGGGUCUCGGACGAGAGAGAGAGAGCCCACAGGGCCCGUACCCGAUCUCCAUUUGGAUCCACGGGAUUCUGGACUCGGCACCCUGCUACGCGCUAUGCAUCAACACCCAAGAUCCAUCCCAUUAUACCUCAUCAAAAUAACAAACACGCCUUCCAUGCUAAACCAACAUUCUUUUGUUCCCAUCGAAUCCCAGGAUCCAUCAGAAUCGCCGCGAACGGCGCGUCAGUGACGUAUAUGUUUUCGUGGAGCCGUGCCCGGUGGCCAUAGGGGGUCCCGUAGGCCCGCGAUGCCACGCAACUAUCCGAGAAGAUAUCGUGAAAUAUUGUCCAAUGGCGGGAGGUCGAUCCAGCUUCCCGAAACUUCUUCAACUCCGAGUUUCAGAUCACUGUUCGCGGUGGAUAGCGGACCCGGUUACCCUCGGGUCAUCGACGUUGCCGCGUUUGGCCUGUUUUUCGACGUAAUUUCUUUUCCGAUUAAUAAUAUAAUUCGGACAUAGCUUUGUAUUUAUCGAAUGAGACGUUGUGAAAUGUUCGUAUUCACAAAUACACUGAAUGAAGGAAUAAAAAGAUUCGGAGGCACAGGCGAAUCCGGUCGAUUCGCACAGUAACCGGCUUCGCUACCCUUGUCUUUCCUCGAGACAUUCGCUCCGCUGCGAUCGGUAGACUGCCUUUUUACGCAGAGACGAAUUUUUAUGCGAUGCUAAAAUUCUCUGCAUUAAUUACAAGAUACGUAAACAUUGAUUUCUCUUCUUAAACCUCGGAGUUGGAGUUACGAAAGUUCUCUAUCGAAACUCUGUCGGAUCCAUCAAAUUCAAAUUCUAAUUUUACGACUGGCAUCUCUAAUCGUCAACCCUUUGCACUCGUAUGACGACCUGGGGGCACCGGUACAAAUUGCUACAUCGCUUUUUAAAGUGAUUUUUGCAUUGUUAAGUUAGUUUAUAUUUAACGAGUUGUUAAAAGUGUAAGUACCGCGCGAGCAGAGAAAGAAAAAUAAUAUAAAAUCAAAUAGCUUCGAGUGCAAGGGGUUAAUUAUUAAUUUCAAUCUCGAUAAAAUUGAUUUGGAAAUAUACAGGGUAUCUCAGCCGAAGGGGGCCACUUAAAUUGUCUCUGUUAUUAUCGAGAUACUUUCGGAGAUUUCAUGGUCACCUUCACUUUUUUAAUCAGAAUCAUAUAAUUAUGUAUACAUUAGUUGAUGCAGUUCGACAUUUUAAUAUAGUAAUAAUAAUAUAUAAAAAUGUUUGUAAAUAGCGAUCCGUUUGUUUGUAUCGCGUAUUCUGUACAAGUUAAUGCACAUAUACGUAAGGGCAAAAUCUGUCGGUAAAAUAUAUCGCACAAAAUACGCGUUCAUAUAACCGAGAGUCCGGUCGAACCGAGUAUAGAUAAUAGAGGUUCGCUUCGAAGUUCAAAUAACAGAGUGUCCGACCUCGAGCUGUUCAUACAAUAGAGUUUUUACUAUAAUAUGUAAGUAGACUGCGGAUGUUAAUGCAAAAUGAAACUUGUCUUUGUUAAUUGCUAGAUGCAGAAACUACAUAAACGUUUCCUUUUUUUUAAAUAAAUGUAAAGAGUUGAUAAUGAUGCAAUAAUAUUUUCAAAUUGUUUAUUUUGCAUUUGAUUUAUACAUUCUUGGUAUAAAUGCAUAAAAUCCGCAAUCUAGUAACAAGAAAUGUUCGCCGUCGCCAAGUUAAUAAUUGUAACGAGUUCAAAAAUCAUCUAACGCCAUUUCUAAAUUUGUCAAAUAUUUAUAUUCUUUUCAGUUCAGAUCAUUCACCAUUUAAAUAUUAUUAAUUAAUAUUUAGCGUACAAUUUCGAUGUUUACGACUGUUUCUUGCUUCCGUCCGUUUACAAGUUGUGCUUUUCGAUGUCGAAAACGUGCUCUACAAGAACCAACAGAGACAGAAAACCCGUUCCAUCCCUUAAACUAGCAUUUCGGUUUCCAUCCGCGUCUCUAGAUGACAGCACCGCCCUCGAUAUCGCGCGCUGUGGUUCCCAAAGAUUCGUGGAUCCUCGACUUUUCGAAUAAAUGUAUCUAAGAGAGGCGGGCAUCUACGAUUAAAUUAUUUUAUGCGAU
Molecule: messenger RNA, 6206 nt
Organism: Megalopta genalis
Lineage: Eukaryota; Metazoa; Arthropoda; Insecta; Hymenoptera; Halictidae
Gene: Tg
Product: transglutaminase
Biological process (GO): peptide cross-linking
Molecular function (GO): protein-glutamine gamma-glutamyltransferase activity
Source: RefSeq, a predicted model, not a curated record